AUGGCCCACUCUUACACAGAUUCCACCUUCUUCGUGGAGUCAGAUGAGCAGCUCUACCCCAAGCUCACUCCCAGACAAACAGCAAAGCUGAUCGCUCGUCGAAGACAAGAGCUCAUCUCAAAUGAGCUUUCGCGGUUAGCGGCAGACGAGUACUUGGAGGAGAUUAUGGAUCACAUGCGACACAUGGAGGACGAGACGAUCCCAGACGUCAACUUCAUUGAUAUGCAACGCGAGAUUCAGUGGUUCAUGCGACCUUACCUGAUCGAUUUUCUCAUCGAGGCUCACAGCGCCUUUGGUCUACUGCCCGAGACUCUGUUCCUCACUGUCAAUCUUCUAGACCGAUACUGCGCUAAGCGUAUAGUUUACAAGCAGCAUUACCAACUCGUCGGUUGCGCGGCUCUACUCAUUGCAGCCAAGUACGGUGACAAGAAGGAUCGUGUGCCACAGAUUCACGAACUCAACAACAUGUGUUGUGGACUCUACGACGCUGGCAUGUUCUCGCAGAUGGAGAUGCACGUUCUGAACACCCUGGACUGGACCAUUGGCCACCCGACUGUCGACUUUUUCUCGCAACUCAUGGUAGCCGAGGAGCAGGACGAUCAAGAGGUGGAGCACAUGGCCGCUUAUAUGAGUGAAAUCGCCUUGUACAGCAGAGAUUUUGUCUCCACGAAGCCAUCGGUUCUCUCACGCGCGUCUCUCGCCCUCGCCCGAGCUGUUCUUGGGCGACCCGAAGUCAACGAUGGGGAGUGGGACCAGAAGAGCAACAUGACACUCAUCACUCUGUCGCACCACCUCCACACCCCGUCGCCCACGCUCGCCCGAAAAUACGCAACUGCCAACUUCUCGCGUGUAUCUCCUAAGCUGGCCGACUUCAUGGCGCAACAAGCAGCACUAGCCCGCCGCAACGCCGAGCCCCCAACCCCACCGACUGAGCCUGCGAGGCAGGUUGACGUCUGCAGCACUCCCCAGAAAGGCCACGGCUCAACAUUCGGAUUGGAAGGAUACUUGACGCCGCCUAUCACGCCCGAUGGUCACCACUAUGGCAACGCUACAUCACAAUCAGUCACAGCCGCCCGCUGCCCAUCAACGCCUACGCCGCAUCAUAACAGCUCAUCACUAUAUGUGACCGACACCCACCACUACUCAAAUUAUCCCCAAGCACACUAUGUGAACCAAUAG
Molecule: messenger RNA, 1179 nt
Organism: Clonostachys solani
Lineage: Eukaryota; Fungi; Ascomycota; Sordariomycetes; Hypocreales; Bionectriaceae
Source: the annotation of a GenBank genome assembly